Messenger RNA from Acipenser ruthenus (sterlet), 1252 nucleotides. RefSeq names its product inactive ubiquitin thioesterase OTULINL-like. The record is from RefSeq and is a predicted model, not a curated record. Gene Ontology annotation, cellular component: cytoplasm. NCBI's taxonomy places the organism in Eukaryota, Metazoa, Chordata, Actinopteri, Acipenseriformes, Acipenseridae. The transcript is spliced from 2 exons. Gene Ontology annotation, molecular function: cysteine-type deubiquitinase activity. Gene Ontology annotation, biological process: protein linear deubiquitination. The coding region runs from base 449 to 835 and encodes 128 amino acids.
UUAAGGCACUUUAUUUGUAAAAUGUACACUACAUUGUAGAUAGAUUCACAUGUUGCUGCAGCUUUGGACACUUCCACAGAAAUGCACAUGCAUACUGUAGAAGUGUACUUGUCUUAUCAGCAUAUUUGCAUUUCAGCAAGUUGAAGUCAAUGCAUGCAUUGUUGUGUGUUUUUUGUUUUAUUUUACCAUUUUAACUAUAUAUAAUAUAUUACUAAAUACAGCUUUGUUUUGUAUUAGUGGGAAAUAACACCCAUUUAAAAAUUCUGUAAGUUGGACAUUUUCCUGUAAGGGGGAUUCAGAUCCAAAGAAAGGGUUACAACCUGUAAGGAGCUGGGUUUCCCCUGAGUUUUCAUGGGAUUGUUGUAACGUUUUAAUCUUUCCAUAGUGGGGUUAUAUUUAUGGACUCAAGGAUAAGAAGGCACGUGAAAAGGCCUGCAAGCUCCUGUUCAUGGAUGAAUCAAGCGAGUACAAGAUGUACGAGGCAGAGAAAUUCCUCAUGCUCUACCUGGCCAUUGAGAUGUUUGAGGGCAUGAGACACGGGCAAGAUGUCCCCAAUUUCUGUGCAAUCCUUUUCUCAAGGGACACAUCUUUAGACCCUUUUAGCUUCAUGCUAAAUCACCUGAACACCAUUGGUGACUCUGGUUACCUUGAGCAGAUUGAGAUGUUUCUUCCUGGAUACACAUUACAGCUGCAAAUGCAAACCUUCAGACUGUACAAGUAUGACACAGAGGAAUUUGAAGUUAGUUUCACUGAUGUAUGUGGGAGGGACUGGCACAAGAUCACCCUCCUGACAGAGGACGACAGACAUUAUAACAUACCUGUUACCCACCAAUAGGUAGAGGAUGAAACCACAAGAGCCUCUGAGUAAAUCAUGUUGGGUGCUGGUGAUAAUCAAUAUUGAGUCAUGACGGAGUGGGUCACAGCCCGAUUUGUUUUUUUGAGUUGUUUAAUAUUCUGGUUCUAUAAACAUUUCCUUGUGGACAGCACUUCCUGCUAGGUACAGUAGCAACCACAUAAUGUAUGAAUCUUUUUUUGACAAAUCUUCAUAGGACUAUGAAGUUAUAAUGUAUAUAUUUGGAAAGGAGAGUGUAAAAAACUUAUGUUAAAUAUUUUAAAUAAAGCACAGGUGAUGCACUUGAGUUAAGGGUAGUAAUACUAAAUUAAUAGUAUCCAAUCUGAUUGUAACUCUUUUGAAUCUAAUAACUACAACUGAGUGUCACAAAAGCAUCGCUAAUGGGAAUGAUCCUUUGGU